UUUUUUUUUUUGCUAUUUUCUUAUAUUUUGUAUACCAGAAUAGACUUGAUUAUUAUUAUUAUAAUAAAAAGGAGGGGAAUAAGUUUAAUUAUAUAAUUUCUAUUGAGAUAAAGAUCAGUAUGACUAUAACAUUUAAUAACUGGUGGAGACAGUUUGCUCAAAGUCAUGAAAAUUUGAAGCAUUCUAUUGCAGGCGCUGGCGCUGGCAUUGUUUCGUCUAUCGUAACAUGUCCAUUAGAUGUAGCAAAGACCCGGUUACAAAAUCAAAGUGUUGCUUUACCUGGAGAAAAACUAUAUAAAGGUACUAUAGGUACUUUGAGUAGAAUUUGGCAAGAAGAGGGUAUUCGUGGGUUAUAUAGAGGUUUAGGACCAACAAUAUUAGGCUAUCUGCCUACUUGGGCAAUUUAUUUCACUGCUUAUGAUUAUUGUAAAAAUCAUUGGGCUGAUAGAUUAGUAGGACAUAAUAAAGAAUGGCUAUUGCAUAUUAGUUCUGCUAUGUCGGCGGGAGCAGCAUCUACGAUAUUAACUAACCCUUUGUGGGUAAUAAAAACUAGACUUAUGACUCAAAGUGAAUGGACAGCAUAUAGAUAUAAAAAUACUUUACAUGCAUUUAUAACAAUUGCAGAAGUGGAAGGAUUUAGAGGAUUUUAUAAAGGUUUAGGACCAUCACUUUUUGGUAUUAGUCAUGUUGCUGUUCAGUUUCCUUUAUAUGAAAAGCUAAAGAUUGUAUUCAAUGUGGAUCAUCAUGUUUCGUCAGGGUCCUCUGCCAUUUUACUAGCUUCGUCACUUUCAAAAAUGGCUGCAAGUCUUGCGACAUAUCCACAUGAAGUGAUUCGAACUCGUUUACAGAAUCAAACAAAAAAACCAUACAAAUAUAAAGGUAUUCUGCAUGCUAUUCGAGUCAUGUCCAAAGAAGAAGGUAUUCGAGGAUUUUAUAAAGGUCUAUCAACAAAUUUAGUUAGAACAGUACCUUCUUCGGCAAUGACAAUUCUAACAUAUGAAAUGAUUGUUAAAAAAUUAGAUGAUUUGAAAAAAAAUUAAAAAAGAGAAAAAAAAAAGAAAAGAAAAGAUACAUAAAUAUUUAUUGUAAAUAAAUACCCUAUUAUUA
Messenger RNA from Cokeromyces recurvatus, 1107 nucleotides. RefSeq names its product mitochondrial carrier domain-containing protein. Gene Ontology annotation, biological process: NAD transmembrane transport. Gene Ontology annotation, molecular function: NAD transmembrane transporter activity. The record is from RefSeq and is a predicted model, not a curated record. Bases 120 to 1040 code for a protein of 306 amino acids. Lineage: Eukaryota; Fungi; Mucoromycota; Mucoromycetes; Mucorales; Mucoraceae. The transcript has 5 exons.